This is a messenger RNA of Lethenteron reissneri (Far Eastern brook lamprey), 5322 nucleotides long. Its product is annotated as START domain-containing protein 10-like. NCBI's taxonomy places the organism in Eukaryota, Metazoa, Chordata, Hyperoartia, Petromyzontiformes, Petromyzontidae. The record is from RefSeq and is a predicted model, not a curated record. Gene Ontology annotation, molecular function: lipid binding.
AAUCGCUUCCGCCCUCGGGAUCUUCGGCGUCACCUGCAGCGGCUUCAGCGCCACUCCGCCGCCUCCUCCUCCUCCUCCUGCUGCUGGCUUGGUCCUUCACCGUCGGCCUUCACUCGUUCUCCUCAGCUGCUACCGUCCUACUCCAACCUCACCUCAUCUGUUCUCCUCCAACCUCACCUCAGCUGUUCUCUUCACGACCGCUUUCGUCAUCAUCCUCACCUGUUCUCUUCAGCCACCACCAACCCAUCAUCAUCAUCAUCUGUGUCUUCAUCAUCAUCAUAUUGUUCUCUUAAUCAUCAUAUUGUUCUCUUCUUUAUCAUCAUAUUCCUCUCUUCAUCCACAUCAUCAUCAUAUUGCCACCACCAUCCACACACCCCCCUUGCUCAUCCUCCUCACGUUAGAUAUUUGAGAGGGGGAGGAUAAAACUACGAUUUUUUUAGAGGAAUUUUUGUUGUAAUUCGCAUCAAAUUUUGUCGAGGUAGACGGCAGUGCCGGUUUUAUCGGCGUAUUGCUUUUAAACAUUUGUGUUUUAAUGUUUCGCGUGUCUCGCUCCGUACGACGUGGCCAACCACGGCGCUUCGGCGUCUAAAUAGCGGCGGUGGGUGACAACAUCAACAACAACAUUACUAAUUUACUAAUCUACUACAAUCCGCACAGAUUUUCUCGCUUGUCGCUAAUAAUUCAUUGCGAAGACGACGUUUUGUAGAAUUACAAAAAAAUUGUUUAAAAUAAAUCAAAAAUCCAUUGACAACAUCUGCCGUGUCGACUUGCAGCUCCGGGUCUACGCACUUGAGAGUGCCAGCGAGUGGGCCGUGUACUGUAGCCCGAGUAUUUAAACACUCUAAACGCGCCUAGUGUUGAUUUAGAACAUUACACAAGCACACACACAGAGAUACCUACACACAAAUAGGAUCACACGUAGACACUGGACAUAGAUACCAAGGACGUAGAUACCAACGCGCGCACGUAGCUUAAACACGUGUGUGUGUAUAUAACACGCACACAAGCGGAGGUCUAUCAGGUUACCACCACCAACCACACUCGGGGUCCCCAUCACAGGGGCAGCUGGAGAGAGACAAUGUCCAAGGGAGAGACUGUCCAGAUCCCAGACGACGAGGCGUUUCAGUCGUUCCGCAACGACUGUGAGAGCACGGAUGGCUGGGACGUCACCUACAACAAGGGCACAGUGGCCGUGUGGACGCAGCCGCUGCGAAACGGCACCUUCGUGCAGAAGCUCAAGACUCGUCUGGAAUGCAAGGAUGUGUCGGCGGAAACGAUGUACGACGUCCUGCACGACAUCGACUACCGGAAGAAGUGGGACUCCAACGUCGUGGAAACCUUUGAUAUUGGCAAGCUGACGGCUAACGCGGAUGUGGGUUACUACUCAUGCAAAUGCAAACCUCUGAAGAACAGGGAUUUCAUCACACUGCGCUCUUGGCUUGCCCUCCCCGAUUCCUACAUGAUCAUAAACCAUUCCGUCAAGCACCCGAAAUACCCUGCGAAGAAGGAGUGUGUGCGUGCAGUGUCUCUGAUGACUGGAUACCUGGUCCGCAUAACAGGCGCCAACAGCUGCUCGCUCACCUACCUGUGCCAGGUCGACCCCAAAGGCUCCUUGCCCAAGUGGGUGGUGAAUAAAGCCUCUCAGUUCAUGGCUCCAAAGGCGAUGAAGAAGAUCUACAAGGCGUGUUUGAAGUACCCCGAGUGGAAAAGCAAGCACAACUGUGACCACAAGCCGUGGCUGUACCCGGAGCAGAACAACCUCGUAACCGUGCGGCUGAGCGAGCUCACGGUGCAGCACGCCGACUCGCUGGAGCGAAUCGACGAGAGCGGCCUGUCGGAGGGCCGUGACGAGCGCAACUUUAACUCGGACGAUGAGGAGGCCAAGGAAGCCUGAAGCGGAAUCUCGCUAGUUCCGAACGUGGGGGGGCGGCGGCAAUUCUCUCGGUUGUUUUCGAACAGUCGACAGCGGCCACGCACCGACACGACCGACGUGAUAAGCGGCGGCGGCGGCCACUUGUCUCUGCGCGACCCACCGUCACAAUUGCACCGCCAGCCCCACUAAGAGUAGAUGCGUCGUGUUUUUGUGCCUACGAGAGAGUGCAUUGUCAGCGGGAGCGCAACCACUGCGGGCAAAACUGUGAAACGUUUAAAACUGUGCACAAGCCGUGAGCGCUUACAGGGGGCGGGGAGGGACCGUGAGAUCCGAGCUUGCUUUUGAAGUCUUGCACAGGAAUAUUAAAACAUAUUGUGAUAUUUAAAAACAUCUAAUUAAAUGGAUGUGGAAAAAUACUUGCAGGUGCCUAUAUAUACAAAAUCAGUUUUGGAAUUUGAUUAAAAUGUUAUUUUAAGAAAAUGAAUGGCACAGGUUCUCAACCAUCCAAAAUAUUUCUCUCCAAACCUCCCAACCUCCUCCAUGCCCUCCACCGCUGUGAGUGUUUUUUUGUCUCUGCCCUGCAGUGGUGUCUUAGUUUUUUGUUCGGUUAACAACAUGUGCUUUUGGUAUCACGUGUUUGUAUUUGUUUUAUGAUUGUACUGCUCGCCCGAAGUGUGGUGACGCAGAUUCCUAAUUUGGCUUUUGUGAAGUGCUGUCAAUUGGCUUGAAACAUUUAUUUGUCGGAUUUUUUAAAACGAUAACAUUUAUUGUAAUUGAGUGAUAGGUGGUUAUGAGUUGCCUGGCUGCCCAGUGCAGUAUAUUUAUGCCACUUGCAUGUGAUCAUUUAAAUUACGUGAACCCAACUAUUGUUUGUCUGCAUUACAAUUUGUAGCAUAUCGUUAAAAUUAUCACCCUCAUUUGCGCAAGUAAUAACGUUAACUGGCCCUGUGAGUACUUGGAAGAUCAGUGCAUUCAAAUUUGAAAAAAUUCUUGGGAAUUUUGUAAUCGCACAAAAAAAUGUAAGAGUCUGAAUGCUGAUGCAUGCUGCUGUACAAACACUGCUGUUUAAAUUGCCGUUUGGAACUGUAAUACUAGCACACGUUUUCGACGGCCGAUGCCUUUGAUUAUUUCAAGCUGUUUACUUAUGCGUUCAGUAAAAUUUUGCUUAGUAAAACAUCCAGCCUAUCAACAUAGGCCUGAUUUUCAGUGGGGAGGUGUGUUGUGCCCAUUUCAUGCAGACUUGUUGCGAUAUUCACAUAUGCCUGGUAAAGCUCUAUAAUUUAGCGCUUUCCGAUUUCUGCUCUGGUUGCUAAUACGUGGGGUGUAACAAUGCAUCGAUUCGACAAAAAUAUCAAUUCUUAUGCUCCAUGAUACGCGAAUGGAAUCGCGCGUGUAAGAAUUGAUCUUUUCCCCGAUUCCUGCUUAUGCAAUGAGUGCACGCAUCCCCUUCCAACAACUGCACUCACAAUAGCAUACAUUUGAAUUAUUGAAUUGCAAGCAGGAAAAUUGUUACGCCCAUACUGAUAGCGUUACAAAGUACAGGAGCUAAAAUGUAAGUAGUAAUUAAGCUUGCACACAUUGCCUGGCUUAAAAGUGUGAGCUCUGUUGGCAUGUACGCGUGUGACAUAUAUAAGCCAACGAGUUCAAAGGUCGGUGGCAUUAAACAACUUAGUUUCCAGUGUAAAUUCAGAAUAUGUAAGCUUUGCUAAAUUGUUCAUCGGUUUUAUGGAAGCCCAAAUCAUCAUAAACGCAAAUUAAAUUGUAGUAAAAUAAUUGCUUACGAGUAAAUGUACACGAACAUUUCCCCCGGCUGUAGAGAUGUUGCAUGCCAAUACGCUUUUAACAUGGUUAAAUAAAGGGCCAUGAAUUGAUUGAAUUGAUUGCUUUUUAACGAGUUUGCAUCGUGUACAAUAUUGCUGAUAUGGGUUUGCGUGUAACGAAUGCUUAACCCCUGCCUGUGGUUGCGAGUUAAGCAGUGCUGACUAAGAACGUUGCAUGUACUAUAGGCCAAAGUUCAAUCGUUUUCAUCCUAGCAUAUCUUUAAAACCCACGUUUUCAUUGAUCAUGUCCAUCGUCAACAAUUGUUUCAUGAUUUACAUUGAGGCCGAAGUGUAAAACCUAUCGGAUAUGAAUCGGUGGGUGUGGUGCGAAUUUCGGCGAGCAAAUGUGCUUUAAAAUACAAGACUGCUUAUACAUGUAACGUGAUGCCUUUGCUUAUUGGCAGCCUUUAUUUUUGUAUUAUGCCUGUGCCAUUAAUACCAUAGACUACACUUUUCAAAAGGUACACGUUCAUGAAACACAAGUUCUUGGAAGUGCGCAGGCUUUGCUCCAGUUUGCUGUUCUCGGGAAUGAUAGGCGAUUUUAGUAACGUCCCUUCAUGCCUAGUUUAUACGAUGGGAGCGAGUGUUUUGAGUGUGUAGAAAUAGCAAACCUGUCAACCCCUUAUUACAGACCAAUUCAGGCAUUAUUGGUCACCCCGUGACCUUAUACAUCUCAACGUUCAUCCUACAAAGUCCUAUCACGAGGGAGAAACACAAACAAAUAGAUAAAACAUUGUUUUACGAAAUGUCAGUGUACAAGAAUACGGGUAACCCGUAUGGGUUGACAGGUAUGAAAUAACCCCACUUAUUAACUUCGUACAGUUAGUUUUUUUCUCUUUUAAAUAUUAGGAAUCUGCACGAUUGACUAAAUAUUACGAAAGUUGGCCUCUUUUUCCACCAAUCUAAUUUAGCCAUGACCGUCAGGCCUCGUGGUGGCUGAAAAUAAACGCUCUCCUUUUGCCAACUUGUUUUUGCGACAACAACAAAAUAAUUGUCCCGCAUGCCUGGCUGUCUCCCCACUUCGUUGGGAUAAAACCUGUUUUUCUUUGCCGCUUUUCCUGGGUGAGUUCUAUGGACGGUACACGUUUGCGCGGGUGCGAGUUCUUUUCACGAGUACAACAUUCCGUAAUCGCAUCGGCGAUUGUAACUGGUGUUUACAUGAAUCUCGGUCGAGUUUAGUAAAGACACGGGGCGAUUGUGAGGAAAGCUGAUGUUGGAUAGGAGGACCAUCGCUGCUGGGCUUGCAAUGAGAAAGCUUUGCUGAAGGAGUUUUUAAGAUGUUGUCGAGGGUUUGUAGAUGAGCCCAAGUCAUUUUGUAUCACCAACCGGAAUAGACAGAUGCGUGGGUGGGUGUUACUGUUCAUCGAUUGCUUCGUUUACACGUUGAAGAGAUUCGGGCAGCAUAGGUUGUACAAUUGUGUUUCUAAACGUUUGAAAAAAACAUGCCAAAUGUUUCUCUUAAUGCCUGCUGUGUAUAAUCAUUUGGUGCACAAAGCAACAGAUUGUGUAUUACUAUUCUGAUGCUGUGGAUGGGGUGGCAGUUUGUUAAACUGAACUACUGAAGUAAUUGGUGAAUGCUGUAACAUAUAGAAUGUAGCUUGGUUUGAGUAUAAAUAUGAUUUAAUCUUU